AUGACCGUACAAGAACCUGCUGGCGGUGUGCAAGGAGAAGUGGUGGAGGGGCGCCAGCCGAGCUCUAAUGGUAAUGAGGACAUUGGCUCGCUUCAGAGAAUUGUGUGUAAUUGAGCUAAUGAAAGCAUUCUGUUGUCCCUGAUUGAACACGUGCCCCAAUGUAUUCCUUCAAGGAGCAACAUGUGUCUUUGUCCUUUAUCUCGCUCUCCCUUUUCUCUCCCUCUCUCUUUCGCUAUCUCCCCCUCUUAUGGCUGACCUUGUGAAGGGCACGGUGACUGAGUGUCCUCUUUAACUGGUUUCAGCUCAGAAGAGAGAGGAUUGUCUGUUGGACUCUUCGAUGAACUCUCUAACAGUUGUUUUCUCUCUCUGUGUGUGUGUGUGUGUGUGUGUCUGUGUGCGUGUGCGUGUGCGUGCGCGCAUACACCCGCGUGUGUGUUGGCAUGUAUGUGUGUGUGUGUAUCCAUAUCCCCCUGGCAGAUUGGCCGGUGGCAUUCAGAGCAGGGUCUGUCCAUGGAGAGGAAGCUUCAAUCAAUCAACGUGACAGACACUCUCUUCAACACCACCCUCACCAUCACCACUAUUCUGGUGAGUGAACCGUCACGGCAACACACUCCCAAUGACACACGUUCUGGACAUUCCACUUGGUUCAUAAUGGAGAGAGUGGUAGACAUUAAAGUGCAGUGGGGUAAUAUUUCUCCAUGUUACACCGUCACACUCAGAACAGGACAUGCAAGCGUACACUCCACUUGGUUUACGAUGGAGAGAGUGGUAGAUAUUAAAGUAUAGUGACGUAGUAUUUCGCCCGUAGUAAAUCAUGUCACCCUGUCACACCGUCACACCAGCACACUCCGAAUGACAGAUAUGUGCUGGAUCACCCACUUGGUUUAGAUAUAGAGAGUGGUUGACAAUAAGGUGUAGUGGGGUGGUAUUUCACCAUGGCACCUAAAGCUGUCCUGUCCUAUUUAAGUAUAGUGCCUGUCAUUCAUAGAGUUGACAUCUCUGUCUUGAGGGCGGCAGGUAGACUAGAAAAAAAUCAGUUGAUGUGCCCUUGAGCAAGGCACUUAACCCUAAUUGCUCCCGUAAGUCGCUCUGGAUAAGAGCAUCUGCUAAAUGACUACAAUGUAAAUGUUGAUCUGCCCUGACUCUGAAGGCUUCCUUGAUGUAAAUACAGUCUCAUCCUCUAUAUAUCCUCUCAGGAAGGUGUAUUGCUGGUGUGCUUAGCGGGCCGAGUUGUUUAGAUACUAUCUAUAAGGCGAUACGCUUAGCAAUUAAAGAUGUAAUCCGUGUGGUGGUUGACAGCCUGUUAUUUGGCAGCAAUUUUCCAGGGCAUGGAGGAAAGUGGGUAUCGGUCUGAGGAGGAAAUUGAGCUUUUCUCCUCUCCUCACAUUCGCACACCCUGCGGAGAGAUCCUUUCUCUUCAUUGAGCUAGGUCACGCUGCUUUUCUGCAGCCCGCUGAGGACUGUGGGAGUUUUUUUGACUGAAAAACACUGGGGUUCAAUAUAGCCAUUCAUACAACAGAUUCUGAUUGGCUGCAACAGUGUUCUAGCUACACUGGGGUUCAAUAGAGCCAUGCUACUACUGGCUAGCCCAGGCCUGCUAGCGCUUACAUCACUGCUGAUUGGGCGCAUGCGUGAAAGUUAGCCAGAGAAAUCCUCAUCGUCCUCCCUCUACCACUACUUGAUGAAUCAAAAGAUAAGCCCAAAGUAUCUUGUAAGGAGAGCCCAAAUGUCCGCAAUGUUAUUCGCAAUGUCACGCUUACCAGUUAAGAGCAGAGGUGGAAUAAAGUGUGUCUGUGUUAACCCGCGACUUAAGAAAAAGGUCUCAUUGAGAAUGAUUGGGAUUGAGGUGGAAUGGUUCCGUUGGUUUCACCGACCGCGGGGGCUUCUUUAUCAAAUGAGGAGCUGUUACAACGGUGGCUGAGAGAGAGAGAGAGGGGGGGGGGGGGGGGGGGGGGCAAUUGAGCUGCUACCUGUUUAUUUCGCUAUAUAUAUAGAGUUGUCCAGGCAAAUUUCAAAAGCCACCAAGGAGCAAUUUUGUCGCUAUCACAACUCACUCAUCACUGCGUGAUUGCUUUGUUGCGCUUUAUCUCUGCCGGUGGGGGCGGGCUAGACGCUGCAGUCUUGAGCGGCUGCAGUGCGGAGCGGCACCAGGAGGAUUCAUCUCUCCUGCAGACUGUUUCAGUACAGUUAUGCACACUGUCACCAUGGCCUCUGUGACUCAGAGAGCCGACGCAAUACAGAAAACAACCUCCCCCACCGACCCCACCUCUCUGGAAAAAAAAAAUGUUUCAAUUGAUUUUGCACCUCCACAGACCCCAGACAUUACGUUGUAAUCUCUCUGUUUGUUACCGAUGUUUAGUUUUUCCAUCCUUUGGAUGUUAGUGAAAUAAAUACUUGCGAUAGCUCUUCCGCUGUGCCACUAGGAGAGGUGGUAUUUCUGAACUCCUGAUUGCUCUGGGAAGAUAAUAGAGACUUUGCUCUAAGUUGAUUUGUUUUUAAGCCAUUUUUGAUUGGCUGGCUCAGGCCUCUUUAGGAGAGAGAGUGUCACCAAAGCGAUGUCACCUUCAGGCUUCAGACCACAGUCACAUGGUCAGUUAAGUGUAGUGUAAUCCUAGUUUAUGAUUGUUCAGGAGGGUCAGGGUUGAUUAUUCCCAUCAUCCUCUCUGCUCAGUCAGUGUGAGCAAAGAUGACCACCUGUCAAUGACCACCCCUUAAUGGGGAAACUGCCACAUCCAUUUGCGAUAUUACAACAACAAAGAAGUUACUGCAAACAACAAACACUGUUAUUUUCCCCCUCGGACAUCAUUGCAAGCGCAAUAAAACAGCAGGAUACAGUUAACUACCAAAAUAAUGGAAUCACUUGAGUAAAUGAGGGAUAGAAUGUACAUUGAAAGCAGGUGCUUCCACACAGGUGUGGUUCCUGAGUUAAUUGAGCAAUUAACAUCCCAUCAUGCUUAGGGUCAUGUAUAAAAAUGCUGGGCAGGCCAUUAUUUUGGCUACCAUGGCUAUGCCACCAUAGGAUGACAAUGCCCCCAUCCACAGGGCAUGAGUGGUCACUGAACGAUUGAAUGAGCAUGAAAACGAUGUAAACCAUAUGCCAUGGCCGUCUCAGUCACCAGAUCUCAACCCUGUUGAACACUUAUAGGAGAUUCUGGAGCGCCGCCUGACACAGCGUUUUUCACCACCAUCAACAAAACACCAAAUUAUGGAAUUUCAUGUGGAAGAAUGUUGUUUCAUUCCUCUAAAAUAGUUCCAGACACUAUUAAGACACUUGGUAUGUUGGUUUAUUUUGGCAGUUAACUGAAUGUACUGCAAUGUUUUUUACCAUGACGCUCGAAGCUCCCAACCUCUGCUUCGUCAAUAAAUGAAAUGAAAUAACAACGGUGUGGGGCGGACAUUGUUUCCCCCUGCUGCGAAUUCCAUCUUUAAACGUUUGCUUGAGUCUACUUGGAGUGCCAGAUGGGCAGGCUUUUCACUUUUGAGACUAUUUCACUGGUUCCAUUGUGGCAGAAGCUCAAUCAAGCACAGCUAAAGUAUUUGAAAGAUUUCAGGCAUACAGGGCGUUAGCGCCAAUACAUGUCCUUGUUACAGAAUAACAAUACCUGAGAGCGGAUUAUAAGACGGUGGCUUUUAGAUAUACUGUGGGUUUUACUUACAUUAUUACCUUGUGAGAGAGAAGUGUCAUUCAGCAGCAUUGCAGUUCUUGACACACUAACCGGUGCACCUGGCACCUACUACCAUACCCCGUUCAAAGGAACUUAAAUAUUUUGUCUUGCCCAUUCACCCUCUGAAUAGCACACAUACACAAUCCAUGUCUCAAUUGUCUCAAGAUCCUUCUUUAACCUGUCUCCUCCCCUUCAUCUACACUGAUUAAAGUGGAUCAUAGCUUUCACCUGGAUUCACCUUGUCAGUCUAUGUCAUGGAAAGAGCAGGUGUUCUUAUUGUUUUGUAAACUCAGUGUAUAUUUGAGCUGCCAGUUCGCUAUAGGCUCCAGACCACAGAAUUGUAUUUUCUGGAGGAUGGGGGGAAUUGCGAGGCUAGGGGGUUGUGACUGCUCCUUGAACCAGACCCGGGUUCAAACAGUAUUUGUUUUCUUUCAAAUACUUUGCACGUUUGAUUGAGCAUGCCUGGAGUGCCAGAUGGGUGAUGUUUGCACUUUUGGGACUAUUCCAUUGGUUCCAUUGUGCCAAGGAAGCUCAAUCAAGCGCAGCUAAAGUGUUUCAACUAUAGUGAAUACUAUUCGAACCCAGGUAUGACUUGGUACACCUUAAAAAUAGAGAAUUUUCUGACUGUCGUGUGUAGUCGAUUUGUUUAGGUUUCUAGGCUCAGCUCGUGGGUGAUGUUUCCCCCUGGUACAGAUCUAUGAUCAGCUUUCCCUCCCCCAAUCCUAACCGUAACCAUUAUUGGACAAAAUGCAUCUGGCAUGGGUAGAGUAAGGUUUUGUGUGUGUGGGGGGGGCAUGGAACACUGGCAUCACUCAGCUGGAGUUAUCUGCACCCAACCAGACUCCUGGCAAUGGAAAAAAGGGGAGCAUGUUUUUAGAGAUACAGAAAUGCUGCAUUUCCUCAUAUCUUGAAAUGCACCAUUUCAUAGAAUUGUCUGUGGUAUAUUACAAAAGGUAGAUAGAAUUUCCCUGUGAUUUCAAUGAAUGCCUCUGACAUUGAUGUAUGUAGGUAGAUCGGUAAGCAUUCACAAACAGUGGUGAAUUAUGCAACAUUAGGAGUUAGACAUGACAACAUUCCAAAUCCCCUGUCAUGUAUUCCACACAGAGAGAGAGAGAGAGAGAGAGAGAGAGAGAGAGAGAGAGAGAGAGAGAGAGAGAGAGAGAGAGAGAGAGAGAGAGAGAUUAUUGAUUAAUGUCUGGGUUUUACUCCCAUGAUUGAAGGGUCAGAGCCAGCUCUUAAUUACAUUUUUCUGCAGGUUUUUAUUUAUUUAUUUAUACAGGGUGGGUCAUCAUUGAGACCAGGGUCUCAUUUACAAGGAGCCCUGUGAACAUGAACAUACACAAUACAAUUGAAUACAACAUAAUGUAAAAUAACAAAAUAAUAAAAUAACAAUAUCAAUACAAUACAUACAACAAGAUUAAUCAAAGCAAACACAACUCUCACAUAUCACUUCCCUUAAACUCCAUCUAAACUGUCCAAUGGGGGCCUUCAGGCUAUUCCAUGAGCUGGUGGCAUAAGAACUAAAAGCAUUUUACCCCAGCUCAGUGGAGACCUGCGGGACCUCCAGAACCAGCCAAUCCAGAGAGCGGGUCUGAAAAUUGCUGGAUCUCCAAUUAAUACAUGAGCUGAGGUAGUUAACCAGGUCACCAACCGAGGAUGUUCUUCCCCACCUCUAUAGAGUCUCCUAAUAGUGGGGACUGUUGGGGAGAUAAAUAUAGAAUUACUUUGCCUCCCUUUCACACUCAUCAAUCAACUAGUGAGAGCUAGCCGAGAAAUUAUGGGCCGCAUUUAAUUAAGCGCAGCGGCCCACUCCUCUCUGUCGCCGGGGGUGUGGAGACUUAUUAAUUGAAUCCAGAAGGUUUGUUUAUCCAUUUCCAAGCUUUCUCCCUUGAAACCCCCGCAGUGUAAUGUACAACUGGCCCGUGAAAUGCUGGCCCGUGAAAUGCUACUCCUUAAUAAGCCCUAGUUUGGGAGGGGAAAGGGAAAGCGUCCAUCCGGCUGCAAUGGUUGAGCGCUGCUGCGAGCGAUGAAAUAAUUAGCAUUUAUAUUGUGCCUUCCUGCAUGGCGCCGCAUAACCACAGCAGAGGUGUCAACUCAGGGGCAGAAAGGGAACAUGCGUGGCUGUUUAAUAAGUUAAUGAAUGGAGAGGAUUUGCAUUUAUAGAGUGUUACUGUGCUCUGACUCAGGGCCCGAAAGGCUCACCUGCAUGCAUACGUUCAAAACAUCCGCCAGUCUCUCCCUCCAUCUGAUACUGAUGAGUAUGUCCACUAAAAGCAGCACUUAGAAUGUGCUCGGAUUCAGUGACCUCAGAUAUGAUGCAGAGAAGGCUAGGAAAACCCUAUUCUAGUUUCUCUAUUGCUAUUCUCUUAUCGGUGUAGCGCAAAGCAGUGUGUGCACUGAAAACCCCAGCGAGGUGGAGGGGGGGGGAGAGGCCAUAGAAGACUAAUCAAGUGUAAGGGAAACCGAUCCAGUAGUACCACAGGUAGAAGAACUGUUGUUGCCAUGGUGACAGGAUGGUCGGUGGCAGUGUGAUGUGUCAUCCUCUUUGAGGUCUCCGGUUUUCCACUUUGUGUCAUAAUGGAGGGACGCCGCUUCGUACUGUGAGACGAAUCCAUCUCCCGGUCACCAGUCAACACAAAAGCCACCCCAAUAGAAGUAUGACAGAGCAAUUUCACUGUUUGCCUUGUGUUCCAUCUAUAUUUCUCUAAAUCAGACAGUGAGAUUUUUCUCUCUCUCGACUUAAGUAUAAAGCUCACUGUUACAGGGAACAGGUUAAAAAGGCUGCCUGUUACAAGGCUGGCUUCACUCUGUAAAACUGACAUGUUGCGAAGGUGACAAUGUUCGGCUCAAUUUAUGAAGUCCUCUCCAACAAUGUCAUUAGAAGGCUCCCACAUAAAAAAAAUACUAGAGUUUACUAUAGAAUACUACAGUAUUUACUAUAGAAUUCUGUAGUAAACUGUAGGAUACUGUAGAAUACUAUACACUGUAGUAUCCCUCGAUCAUGUGUAGUACUUAGUAUAGAAUGUUGUAGAAUACUAUAGUAAACACUACAAUAUUAUCCAUUAAAAAAAACACUGUAGUAAAUACUACAGAAAUGUCUGCAAAAACACAUUUAAAAAAAACAAUAGUAAAUAUUGCAGUAUUUAAUUUGCAUAUAUCCUGCCCAUUCCCCUCCCCCAUAUGCCAAUUUGUGCCACCCGUAAGAAACCUACAUAUAGACCAUAUAUUGUGUUCCUUACAGGUUAUAGAAAAUAGCAAAUGCUCUGAACUCUCUGUUCAGAACCCAGUCCUACCUACCUACAGGUUAUGGAAAAUGUGAUCUUUUAGCAUUUCUCCAGUAGGUUUCCUCAAGGAGAAAGCCCCCCACUUGUCAAAGAUAAUAAAACAGAAACACUUUACUAAAAACUAUGGUAAUGUCCCCAAAACCACUACAGUAAAUAAUACAGUAUACUGUACUACAGUCCGCAAAAACACUACAGUAAAUACUACAGUAUACUACAGUCUGCAAAAACACUACAGUAAUUACUAUAGUAUAUACUACUCUUUUUUACUACAGUAUUUAUACUAAAGUAAACAGUAAAUACUACAGUAUACUACAGUAAAUAUUACAGUAUUCACUGUAGUGUUUUUGUGGACUUCAGUCUUCAGUCCGCAAAAACACUACAGUGAAUACUACAGUAAAGUCCGCAGAAAUAUUACAGUGAAUACUAUAGUAUUCCUACAAUAGUAUACACUAUAGUAUUUUUCCAUGUGGGCUGCAGCAUUCAAGAUUUGAUACAUGCUUUAUUAAAGUAUUCUCCAAAAAAAGCAAGCGCAUUUAGUAUUUUAGCUAUGGUGUCUGGCGUAAAAUGUGGACCCCUGAUUGGUUGAUAAAUCUCUCUUAACCCCCCAAAUUUAAAUCAUUGAGCUGCUUGCUCAACAUUAUGAAAAAACGAAUCGUAAAUUAGGAACAAACUAUAAGAAAGAGUGAGUCAGUCAAAGACAGGGUUGUAAAACAGUCAGCGGAGGUGCCAGACAGAGGCUUUUGUUCUCCCGCCAAGUACGGUGGUGAAAUUAAUUGAUGUACAGUGGGGGAAAAAAGUAUUUAGUCAGCCACCAAUUGUGCAAGUUCUCCCACUUAAAAAUAUGAGAGAGGCCUGUAAUUUUCAUCAUAGGUACACGUCAACUAUGACAGACAAAUUAAGAAAAUAAAAUCCAGAAAAUCGCAUUGUAGGAUUUUUAAUGAAUUUAUUUGCAGAUUAUGGUGGAAAAUAAGUAUUUGGUCACCUACAAACAAGCAAGAUUUCUGGCUCUCACAGACCUGUAACUUCUUCUUUAAGAGGCUCCUCUGUCCUCCACUCGUUACCUGUAUUAAUGGCACCUGUUUGAACUUGUUAUCAGUAUAAAAGACACCUGUCCACAACCUCAAACAGUCACACUCCAAACUCCACUAUGGCCAAGACCAAAGAGCUGUCAAAGGACACCAGAAACCAAAUUGUAGACCUGCACCAGGCUGGGAAGACUGAAUCUGCAAUAGGUAAGCAGCUUGGUUUGAAGAAAUCAACUGUGGGAGCAAUUAUUAUGAAAUGGAAGACAUACAAGACCACUGAUAAUCUCCCUCGAUCUGGGGCUCCACGCAAGAUCUCACCCCGUGGGGUCAAAAUGAUCACAAGAACGGUGAGCAAAAAUCCCAGAACCACACGGGGGGACCUAGUGAAUGACCUGCAGAGAGCUGGGACCAAAGUAACAAAGCCUACCAUCAGUAACACACUACGCCGCCAAGGACUCAAAUCCUGCAGUGCCAGACGUGUCGCCCUGCUUAAGCCAGUACAUGUCCAGGCCCAUCUGAAGUUUGCUAGAGUGCAUUUGGAUGAUCCAGAAGAGGAUUGGGAGAAUGUCAUAUAGUCAGAUGAAACCAAAAUAGAACUUUUUGGUAAAAACUUGUCGUGUUUCGAGGACAAAGAAUGCUGAGUUGCAUCCAAAGAACACCAUACCUACUGUGAAGCAUGGGGGUGGAAACAUCAUGAUUUGGGGCUGUUUUUCAGCAAAGGGACCAGGUUGACUGAUCCGUGUAAAGGAAAGAAUGAAUGGGGCCAUGUAUCGUGAGAUUUUGAGUGAAAACCUCCUUCCAUCAGCAAGGGCAUUGAAGAUGAAACGUGGCUGGGUCUUUCAGCAUGACAAUGAUCCCAAACACACCGCCCGGGCAACGAAGGAGUGGCUUCGUAAGAAGCAUUUCAAGGUCCUGGAGUGGCCUAGCCAGUCUCCAGAUCUCAACCCCAUAGAAAAUCUUUGGAGGGAGUUGAAAGUCCGUGUUGCCCAGCGACAGCCCCAAAACAUUUUUUACAUUUACAUUUUAGUCAUUUAGCAGACGCUCUUAUCCAGAGCGACUUACAGUUAGUGAAUGCAUACAUUUUUUUAUUUUAAUUUUUUUAUAAAAAAAAAAAAAAAACUCCUACCCCCUGUGGGAAUCGAACCCACAACCCUGGCGUUACAAACGCCAUGCUCUAUCAACUGAGCUACAUCCCUGCCGGCCAUUCCCUCCCCUACCCUGGGCCAAUUGCGCGCCGCCCCAUGGGUCUCCCGGUCGCGCCGGCUACGACAGAGCCUGGAUUUGAACCAGGAUCUCUAGUGGCACAGCUAGCACUGCGAUGCAGUGCCUUAGACCACUGCGCCACUCGGGAGUCAUGACAUCACUGCUCUAGAGGAGAUCUACAUGGAGGAAUGGGCCAAAAUACCAGCAACAGUGUGUGAAAACCUUGUGAAGACUUACAGAAAACGUUUGACCUGUGUCAUUGCCAACAAAGGGUAUAUAACAAAGUAUUGAGAAACUUUUGUUAUUGACCAAAUACUUAUUUUCCACCAUAAUUUGGAAAUACAUUCAUUAAAAAUCCUACAAUGUGAUGUUCUGGAUUUUUUUUUUCUCAUUUUGUCUGUCAUAGUUGACGUGUACCUAUGAUGAAAAUUACAGGCCUCUCUCAUCUUUUUAAGUGGGAGAACUUGCACAAUUGGUGGCUCACUAAAUACUUUUUUUCCCCACUGUAUAUGUGACCCUAGAUACAGUGGGUAUAGAAAGUUACCACCCCCUUUAAAAAUGUUCACCUUUUGUUGCCUUACAGCCUGAAAUGAAAACACAUAAAAUGUGACUUUUUCCAGUUUAUUUACACACAGUAACCCACAAUAUCCAAGUGGGAUUUUCUUUUUUUUUACUCUGAAAAUUGUUUCAAAUUAAAACAGUCAAAUACCCUAUUUGGAUAAGUGAACACCCCCCUGAGUUAAUACUUAACCACCUUUUGCUUGAAUUACAGCCAUGAGUCUCUUUGAAUACGUCUCUACUAACUUUGCACACCUAGACAGUGCAAUAUUUGCCCAUUCUUCCUUGCAGAUUUGUUCAAGCUCAGUCAAAUUGCAUGGUGACCGCUCAUGGACUGCACUCUUCAUUCUCAAUGGGAUUUAGGUCUGGGCUCUAACCAGGCCACUCAAGGACAUUCAGCCACUGUACGGUUGCUUUGGCGGUGUGCUUUGGGUCACUGUCAUGUUGAGACAUGAACCAUCUUCCCAUUUUCAAUUUCCUAGCAGAGGGCUGCAGGUUCUCCUCAAGAAUCUGUCGGUAUUUUGCACUGUCCAUUUUCCCUUCUAUCCUGACAAGUGAUCCAGUUCCUGCUGAAGAGAAACACCCCCACAACACGAUGCUGCCACCGCCGUGCUUUACUGUAGGCAUGGUGUUCUUUGGGUGGAAAGAUGUAUUGGGUUUUCACCAGACAUAUCGUUUUGCGUUCAGGCCAAAAAGUUCAAUUUUGGUCUCAUCUGACCACAGCACCUUUUGCCACUUGGCCUCGGAAUCGACAAUGUGCUUUUUGGCAAAGCUUUUUGACAAAGCUCAAACGAGAGUGGUUUUUUUCUUGCCACCCUCCCAUAGAGGCCAGAUUUGUGGAUCGCUUGUGAUAUUGUGGUCACAUGCACACAUUCACCAGUCUUUGCCAUAAAGGCCUGAAGCUCCUUCAAAGUCGGCAUUGACUUCUUGGUAGCCUCUCUGAACAGUCCCCUCCUUGCCCGGUCAUCCCAUUUGGAGGGACGGCCUGAUCUAUGCAGGGUCUGGGUGGUGCCAUACGCCUUCCACUUCUUAAUAAUGGUCUUAACUGUUCUCCGAGGGAUAGACCUUUGAAAUCUUUUUAUAUCCAUCCCCUGACUUGUGCCUUUCCACAACUUUAUCUCGUAGAUCUUUUGAAAGUACCUUUCCGCCCAUAGUGGAUUAUUUGCAUUGAAUUGCACUACUAAGCAGUGGAGUCCUCUAUGAACAACUGCUUUUAUUCUGAACUAAUCAAAGUCACUACAAUUGAUCACAGAUGGAAGCCAAUUAGCUUGAUUUGUGAUCUGGAAGGUGGUUGGUUAUACCUCAGCAGGUUUUCAAUUGCAAUUCUAAGGGGGUUCACUUAUCCAAAUAGGGUAUUUGACUGUUUUACUUUUAAUUAAUUUUCAGAGUUUUUUUGAUUUUUUUCUCCCACUUGGAUAUUGUGGGUUACUGUGUGUAAAUAAAGCUGGAAAAAGUUUAAUUUUAUGUGUUUUCAUUUCAGGCUGUAAGGCAACAAAAGGUGAACAUUUUGAAUGGGGGUGGUGACUUUCUAUAUCCACUGUAUAUGCUCAUUGGCUCCUAUUUAAAACGAAUGACCUCUGGUGAGAGAGUGUCCACUGUCCAGACAGACAACUUGCUAAAAUCAAGUUGUCAAGAUUGAGAUGAUGUUAUGCUAUGCUACACUAGGUUAGGCUAUACUAUGCUAUGUUUAUUGUUGUGAAUUCGGGGGGGCUGCCCCAGCCUGGACUCAAACUCGGGUCCAGUGACUGUCAAGCUAACACCUUAAACGUUACGCAAAUAGGUCAGAGGUUGCAAGGUAUUGGGUUAAGGUCGCCACAUUAUCAUGGUGUUCUACAUGUGCUCUGCUACAUCUGUAUCCCUCUGCAGGAGAACCCUUACGUGAUGCUGCGACCGAACCACCAGGAGAUGGAAGGGAAUGAGCGCUAUGAGGGCUUCUGUGUGGACAUGCUGAAGGAGCUGGCGGACAUCUUGAAGUUCAAGUACCGUAUCAAUCUGGUGGGGGACGGGGUGUACGGGGUAUCGGGGACCAACGGUACCUGGACGGGCAUGGUGGGAGAGCUCAUCUCCAGGGUAAGAGCAACAGCUUCCUAUAGUAAACAUUAUUCUUAGGGCCAGGAGUUUUUCCCGACCAACUGACUUGACCGGGAAAAACUCUGGGCCCUACCAUCACCAUCCAUCUCCCUACCAUUUACCCCCCCUCUACCACUUCACAGCAUAAUGCCACUCGAACUAUAGACCAAUUCAUCAAACUUUCAAUCAAAUGUUAUUAAUGUAGCCUUUUUAACAAAAACAUGUCACAAAGUGCGUUAUAGUAAUCAGUACUAUUUACAGCCAUUACUGUCAAAUCACCCCUAACAAAUCCCUAACAUCCUACAAACAUCCAGCACCCGUAUGCACAGGUUGUACAACUGAUGUACAACGGAUUUGACACAAUGGUUGUGCUACAACUGAUACUUUAUGUUCGUGAUACAAUGGAGAGUUUGUCGUCACAGAAAUGUGUACACAACCAUUGUGUGCGGCAGGUAGCUUAGUGGUUAAGAGCGUUGUGCCAGUAACCGAAAGGUCGCUGGUUCUAAUCCCCGAGCCGACUAGGUGAAAAAAUCUGUCGAUGUGCCCUUGAGCAAGGCACUUAACUCUAAUUGCUCCUGUAAGUCGCUCUGGAUAAAAGCGUCUGCUAAAUAAUGUAAAAAUGUGUGCUGUCUCCACAAUGCUUUUGUAAUUAUUUUUGGUAGAAAAGCUCUCUGUUGUAUUACAACCGUUAUGCCAAAUGCGUUACAUCAGUUGUAUAACUUUAGUGUGUAUGGGGCCUAAAUGUGGGUGUUAUGUGUGCAGGCAUAGUGUUUCUCUGAGGACUCCAGGGUCAAAUGAUUCCAUCUGAUACGUGAUAGGCUGAGUGUCUCGUAGUAACACAUGUCCCCAGUGAUGUGAUCUAGAAAAGUAGUGCCCAGAGCUAUUGAUUGAGGUUUUCACAUUCAGAGCAUCCUACAGUGAGGGGAUGUAACCAUACAGACGUGAGGAUGAUGAGGAGGACGAGGAAGGCUGUUAAUUAGUCCAGAUAAUGCCUGAUUCAGAUGACACAGAGUCUUGGGCUGCGUCCCAAAUGGCACCUUAUUCCCUUUAUAGUGCACUACUUUUGACCAGGUGCUCUGGUCAAAUAGGGUGCCAUUUGGGACGCAGCCAUGGCUGUGUUCUGUUCACCCUUCUCACUCGAAACAUCUCAUCUGUCCUAAUGAAUCUCAAUUAGCCCCAGCCACCCGUUAGCAGACACACACAACCCAGACAUUUCUUUAAAUGGGCCCAGCUAACCAGGAACUGGAGAUUCAAAGCCCUUAAGGAAAUAAAGAAAGGAUUGCGUACUCGGUCUCCACUCGUUCUAAUUGCGCCUCACACGAUACUGCUACGGAGUGCCGGAGUACCAAGCAACGUCGGAGAGGGUGACGGUCGAGGGGAGACAGCGCAGGAAGGUGUGGGAUCACUGAGUCCCUGCCACUCUCUGGAGAGACCCUCAGACUGGAAAGGAGGGAGUAAGUGGAUGACUGGGUUAUAGUUGAGAGGGAGGGGGAGAGGAGCAGGGAGGGGAGGAGAAGAGAGAGAUUGUACUGUAGCUAGCCUAUAGCGGCUGACAGGGUUAACACAGAAAAGUAGAGCGAACGCUGAGAGAAGAGCGUUCCACAAGCUUCCUAUGCAAGGCUACAGUCUGCUAGCUGGGGACGGGGGCUUUACUUUAAGCAGCCAUAGAGAUGGAGACAAAUCCCUAGCAGGGAGAUGAAAUGCCAUGUACAGUGGGGAACCUCUAACUCAAUGAAUUAUUCAGCAGCCGUAGGGACGGCUUUGAUUUUUUUUUCCUAUCUCUUUUUUUUUCCGGGGCACCAUCUAAUGAAAGAGCAAAACUGGAAACAAGUGUGGUGGCAUGGGGAAAGAAUACAACGAUGCAUUAUUUAAAAGCUGACUUUAUACAGUGUGUUUUCUCUAUCUCUCUCUCUCCCCCCACACACUUUGAAUAGCUGUUAGAGUCCAGUAAUCAAUAUUAAUAUUCAAUAGGUGCAUUAAUAUUUCAGUAGCAGCUACGGUUCCGUGUUCAUUUUUCAAAGGAGGAGUGAAUUCUUUCUUUUGUUGAUUUUUUUUUGCCUAGAUACUUUUUGUUGUUGCUUUGGGGCUGGCUGGGGGUUGGCUAAAUGCCUGGUUUUGCUCGUUCAUUCAGAGUUGUUGUCAGUGAAAACAACCACUAAAACAACCACUGUAAAACAACCGCUAAAAAGCCUUCCAGACCUUUUUCACCACUGUGUUAGCACCCGGAGCUCUGUUUUUGCUGUUCAAGUUAUUCUGGACAGGACUGGUCAACUCCUCCAGGGGCGUGUACUCAAACAGAGUGAAGCUGUGAAAAGCCUUCCCCUGCACACCUCCUCUCUCUCUCUGUCUGUGUUCUCAACUGCUGCUCUCAGAUCAAGGCAAAGGCAUAUGAUAGCCAGAGUCCCUCAUAGGACCACCUACUGUACAAUGAAAGGUGUAUGAUACCCACUUGACAGGGUACAUUACAGCAUAACAAGACCCAGGGCUAGCCUUGACACUGAACCUUCUGCUUAUUUCUACCUACAACUAGACUACUGUCUAUACUGUAAAUCAAGCAAAGUUGUUCUUCUUGAUUGGUCCAAAUUUGUUUGCUAGUUAAGUUAUUUAGUGUGUCAACGUGCACUGUGACCGUGAUGGCAUCGCCCUAACUGAUGAUGGGUGUGCUAUCAGAGCAAAAGAUUUCCACAGAUUCUUUUGGACAGAGCCUUCUAGCCAAGUUAACAGGGGGCACACUCACUUGGACCGACAAUCAGAAAAGGGGCUGAUGGGUAAAAAAGAAAAAAACAAUGGGGUCAUGAAUGCUGACGGUCGGAUCCAGCGCUGUAGGCAGGCAGGCUCUCCUCUCAUUUAGAGUUGAGCUCUGACAAUCCUCUUAUUUUCCAACUGCAAAGGACAAAGAGCAGCGUAGGGUUUCACAGGGUCCCGGGGGAGAUUAAAAUCCCUGGCAGAUGUACUUUGCAGCGUCGGAUGAUUAGUGGGAUCGACCAGCCACCGCCACAGCCCUACCAUGCCCAGUAUCACUGGCUGACUGGCAUGCUUGCUUACUGACUGGCUCUGCCUGGCUGGCUGAUUGACUGGCUGCUGUGUCAAGUGAUUUGUCCUAACAAUCUGCCCUUUGCCUGCUUGCAAAAACAUUGCACUCUGUUCUAAUAUGUGUCUCAAAUGGCACCCUAUUCCCUAUUGUGAACGGAUCAGCUUGUCCAAAGCUCCCUAAAACAAGCGGGAGGCAUGAAAUGAACAGACCAGAGGCAGUGGUUGUGGUUCCUUUUCUUUUGUAUUGUUACUGAACGGGUUCUUUUGCCUGACAAAAUAAUUCCAAUACAGGGUAACGUCCAACGCUGAAACAACAGCGUAACAAAACAAUUUACAAACUAAGCCGUUGACCAAAAGGCCGUGGCCCAAAAAGGGAAAGUAAAACAACAAAUGGCUCCUCCUGUCUUUAGACGAUCGUCUACACAUACAGUUACAGGAGGAACGCUUCUCUCUAUCUAUAUACACAUACAGUUACAGGAGGAACGCUUCUCUCUAUCUAUAGUCUGCCUUGGUUAACAGAGAGACAAAGGGCCCCAGACGAAGAAGCUUUCUCUGAGGUAGGACAAUACGACGUCCUCACAGGUCCCUGUCUCUACUCCCAAAUCUCUCCCAGCUCCUCUCCUGGCACACCUAUAUAGAGGAAGACACCAAUCAAUUAGUGGGCCCAGCUGUGUGCUAAUUGGCUUUACACUGAGUACCUAUCCCCUGAGGAGGGUGCUGUCGUGCCGUCUUCCUCCGGCUGGUCACUGAACUCUCACACUAUAUAGUGCACAAAUGUUGACCAAAGCCCUAUGGGUCCUGCUCAGAUGUAGUGCACUACAUAGUGAAUAGGGUGUCAUUUGGGACAUAGCGCUCCCCUCUGUUCUACACUCUGUUCUCCCUGGUGCCCUGGAUGAGUCAGGUCUUGGACACAAAGCCAAUGGUGGAUUAUGCUACACACUGCUGGCAGACUAGGCAUCACAGACAACAAUGGCAGUACAGUAGGAGUGGAAUUACACUAGUAGCCUACUUACUAUUUCAUUUAACUUUCCAUGCAUUUUCCACCACCACAACCCAACUUUUGCUACUGUAGAUGUACCUAUCUGUGCUUAUCUGAAUGGUUGGUGUGGUGUGUGUGUGUGUGUGUGUGUGUGUGUGUGUGUGUGUGUGUGUGUGUGUGUGUGUGUGUGUGUGUGUGUGUGUGUGUGUGUCUAUUCCAGAAAGCGGAUUUGGCUGUAGCGGGGCUCACCAUAACCGCAGAGAGGGAGAAGGUCAUCGAUUUCUCCAAGCCUUUUAUGACCCUGGGAAUCAGCAUCAUGUACCGUGUACACUUGGUAAGACUAACCUCUGACCUCUCCGACCCCUACAAACAACCUGGCUGACCCCUGACCCCUACAAACAUCUCGCACCACGGCAGUCAGUGGACCGAUGCUAAUGACCUAGCGACCAAUCAUCAGCCUCGGUCUGGGAGCCCGUUCAGCGCCUCUCCUCCUCUCACUACAUCCCUCUCCUCUCUCUACCUCCGCCAGAGUAACAGAUGGUGUGCUCUGCUCUGUGAUAUGCUGGUGUGAAUCGACCUUUCAUUCCCAAUCCCACUUCUCCUCUGAUUGUGACUGGGAUCUAAUUCGCACCAAUAACACCCCUGAUCCCUGCGUAUAGAACAAGACCCAGGCAACAGUUGUGGAAAUCCAAUACCCCUAUGUUAACACCAGCCAACCAUUAAUCAAAGGCCUUCUCCCAAAUCCAAGGAGACACGCUGGUCUCUCCGCUGGCCACCGGCCGGAUGGAGCCGCUUUGGACCGAGCGGCGGCGUGUAAAAACAUGAUUAUGGCGUCCCAGUAGGGCAUUUACUCCAGCCGUCCCUGUCCUCCCUGUCCCCCCUGUCCCCCCAUCUGCGUCCCUCCCCUUUUCCUGGUGCUAAUAGGUGCAGCUGCCAGGAGAGAGGCUCCAUUGGGCCAACAGUUGGUUGAAUGAAUCGAUAGCAGCAGGUGCACAGUAAGUGGGCUGCCGUAUCACCUCUGCGGCAGGCUGCUGCUACUGCUGACGCGUUGGAACGUGCUCAUCUGUGUGUUCCUGCGAGCUGACGUGGCGUGGGGGAGGAGAGGAGAAGCCCACACACACUGCAGUGCAAGAUUGACACACACACACUCCCACUGCCCUAACAAUGUCGGCACAGACAGACAGACAGACAGACAGACAGACAGACAGGGAGGGAGGGAGACAGGGAGGGAGGCAGACAGACAGACAGACAGACAGACGGACAGACAGGGAGGCGGAAGGAUAGAGGGAUGGGAUGAAGAGCGUAAGGUAACUGGCAGAGAGAGAUGAGGAGCCUCCACUGCUUAAGAUCAGGAGUGAAAGGCGGAAGAGACUAACUACAAAGUGUGAGAGUCUGCUGCACUGAUCUCUCUCUCUCUCUCUCUCUGUCUCUCUCUCUCUCUGUCUGUCUGUCUGUCUGUCUGUCUGUCUGUCUGUCUGUCUGUCUGUCUGUCUGUCUGUCUGUCUGUCUGUCUGUCUGUCUGUCUGUCUGUCUGUAUGUCUGUCUGUCUGUCUGGAGUCUUUGCACAGUACCUGUCCCUGGUGUCUCCUUCUUCUCUCUUCAUCUCUCUACCCAGGACUCCCUCCCUCCCAGCGCCCCUUGGCAAUCUCUUAGGUCUCACACAGAGCUACAAGGCUCCAGCUCCACCAUUCAAUAUUAGAAUUUCUGUGACUGCACUUGUUUAGGUUUAAUCCACUAGCUAUUGAUCUCUGACGCAGUGAUUUCUACAAUUGCGCCUGCUGCUUAUUUCAGACUUUAAUUGAAAUUCUCAGCCUGAUCAAUAACAAUGGAAAACUGAAUAAAAUAGAGAUGCCUGUUGAUUUUGAAUUACCUGCUGUAUGGCCUUAGAGGUAGAUGCCCUGGGGCCCCAAAUGAGUUAGUCUGGCCCUGCCUACUACUGUUUAAUUUCUGUCCAUGGUGCACCCCAAUUGUGUGUGUGUGUGUGUGUGCACCUGUGCGUUCUUAAUCUCUUUUUGCUUAUCUUGAUUAACUGGUUUGUUUUAUAAAGUGUUUUGGGAGAGCGCGAUGGUCCUCUUUUGAUUACCCUAAAUCCUUCUUCUCUCCAUCUUGCAGUAUACUCUGAGGCUGACCACUCCACCAAUCUGUCCACUUGUUUCAUCAAACCCCCUUUCUCAUCACCCCCCACUUCUAUUUUCUGUGGACAUCUUUCCACCAAUCCCUCCCUCCUAGUAGUAGUAGUAAAGACAGAAAGAGACAGAGAGAGACAGAGAGAGAGAAUGGAGAGAGCAAGAGAGACUAUUGAGGGUGUGUAUAGAGAUUAAAAACCUAAUUAGACCCACAAGUUAAUUAGGGGGUUGGUAGAGAGGGGAGCGGUGUCACAUUCACGAGCUGCCCUGUGGGAGUGUGGCACUGCGAUCCUGAUUGAGUGUGUCUGCCCCCCUCCAACCUCGCCCCACCUUCCCCGCUUCCCCUCUCCCUCCCAACCGUCCCAGACAUCCUACGAGAGCGAGCACUGAUGGAAUCUGGGACUGCGGCUAAUCAGCAGCCCCCCCCCCCCCCCGACCCCUCGCCACAUAAACAGAACUCCUCCACCUCCGUAGUCAUGGAGACCAUAAUAGCAGGGAUGCGAAUGGCGAGUGGCGGACCACAAAUAGGGACGCAUCUCUCAAGGUGGCUGGCGUUUGAAAGAAAACUGGUUACUCUCCUUCACUCAGUGUGUUUCUGUAGAGCAGUCUCGGCUCCCACCUAGGUUGAAUACGUGGGGAAUGACAAUAUGGGGAGGGAGGAGGGAUAUUCUGGUGAAAUCCUUGAACGUGACCCCACUCACUAAAGGCAAAGACAGUAAAGGAUGAAGAUAGGCAGAAACUGCUUCUCCAAUAGAAAUCCCCGAUCACACUUUUAGGCUACGUCAUGGCGACGUUGGCUACCUAAGCUCAUGCGCAGAAACACGUCAUCCGGUCUAACAGUCGUUUCGUUCCAAACUGCGCAUGUGCAGGCCGUCAAAUCGAAGGCACUCCUUUGAUAUGAAGUUGUUUUUGACAAAAAUGAAAACGUGUUGAUUUGUCACUUUCACAAGGUUGGACUAAAAACAAGUUCAACUACUUCAGACAUUGGCUCGAAUCUAGGUUGUGCCUUUAGAUUUCGAGAAAAUUAACAACUAAGGAAGAAGUUUUCACUUCUCUCACUGACUUCUCAAACACCAAACCCCGGCCUGGUCUGCUUGGUCUGCUUCGCAAGCGUUCCCGGAAGUCUCGCGAUGUUGCGCUUCUGGGUUGAGAAACUCUGUGCUAAAGGUCUUAUAUCCCGCCACUUAACACAAAGUAGAGCCUAUGGGGAGAGGAGUUUGUAUAACGCUUCAUUUCCAAUUGUUUGGAUUGGCUUGUAAAAUCAGCACGGGCAAUGAGGCAGUUGUCACAACCGGCGCCUCCCGUCUCCUCUCUUCCUCUCCCCCGGUUCUCCAUUUGAUGAGAUGAUGAUGAUGAUAAUUACACUCUAUAAAGCCCAUGUCCAAUAAAGACCUCCCUAUCCAGUCAGAGCGCCAUGCAUGCCUGGAUACAGUCGAGUACAGUCAGAGACCUGUUGUACAGUGCAGAGCCCGUGGUCGAGUGGUAACAGUCCUGACUUUUGGCACAUGAUCCGGGAGACCAGGGUUCAAUUCCCGUUUUCCCGCAAUGUCUAAAUAGUCCUAAAAAAUAGAGUCAUUACAUAUUAUAAACUGUAUAAUAAGUCAUAGGCGCAUACUUGCAAGUAACAAACCAUUAUACCUGCAGGCUUCAAAUCAAAUGUUACCAAAAAAAGACCUGUUGUGCUCGUAGCUGCCUUCGCCAGUCGUGAUGCCCACCUUGACUACAGUAGGUGCAGAUGACUGGCACCUCAGAGGUCUUCCUGACUGCCUGAGGGGGCUCUCUCUCCUAUUUGAGAAGAAACAAACGUACCAUCACACCUUGCCAUCCCUCCCUCCCCUCCCUCCAUCGCCCAGUACACACACACACAGAAUUACAUGUUACCAACUUAACCCUUUAACUGGCACACCCCAAAAAAAAUAUCAGAAAAAGUAUUGUUCUGCUAAAUAUGUGUAUUUAGCCUCAAUAUAGGCCAUUAAUGGAUACGUUUUGUUUGCAUGACAUAAACUUUGAUAAAUAAUGCAUCGCAAUCAUCGCAAACAGCCGUUUGAGUUGCCUAAUUAGAGUAAAUUAAUUUUGUAUUGGAAUUUGCAUAGACUUUUUCAUUUAAAUUACAGUGCCUUCGGAAAGUAUUCAGAUCCCUUGACUUUUUCCACAUUUUGUUACGUUACAGACUUAUUAUAAAAUUGAUUUCAAUGAAUAUAAAUCCUCAGCAAUCUACACACAUCACCCCAUAAUGGCAAAGCACAAACAGGUGUUUAGAAAUGUUUGCACAUUUAUUAAAAGUAAAAAACUGAAAUAUCUUAUAUACAUAAGUAUUCAAACCCUUUGCUAUGAGAGUCGAAAUUGAGCUUAAGUGCAUCAUGUUUCCAUUGAUCAACCUUGAGAUGUUUCUACAACUUGAUUGGAGUCCACCUGUGGUAAAUUCAAUUGAUUGGACAUUGUUUGCAAAGGCAAACACCUGUCUAUAUAAGGUCCCACAGUUGACAGUGCAUGCAGAGCAACAACCAAGCCAUGAGGUCGAAGGAAUUGUCCGUACAGCUCCGAGACAGGAUUGUGUCGAGGCACAGAUCUGGGGAAGGGUACCAAAAUAUUUCUGCAGCAUUUAAGGUCCCCAAGAACACAGUGGCCUCCAUCAUUCUUAAAUGGAAGAUGUUUAAAACCACCAAGACUAGAGCUGGCCGCCCGGCCAAUCUGAGCAAUCGGGGGAGAAGGGCCUUGGUCAGGGAGGUGACCAAGAACCCGAUGGUAACUCUGACAGAGCUCUAGAGUUCCUCUGUGGAGAUGGGAGAACCUUCCAGAAGGACAACCAUCUCUGCAGCACUCCACCAAUCAGGCCUUUAUGGUAGAGUGGCCAGACGGAAGCCACUCCUCAGUAAAAGGCACAUGACAGCCCACUUGGAGUUUGCCAAAAGGCACCUAAAGACUCUCAGACCAUGAGAAACAAGAUUCUCUGGUCUAAUGAAACCAAGAUUGAACUCUUUAGCCUGAAUGCCAAGCGUCACGUCUGGAGGAAACCUGGCACCAUCCCUACGGUGAAGCAUGGUGGUGGCAGCAUCAUGCUGUGGGGAUGUUUUUCAGCAGCAGGGACUGGGAGACUAGUCAGGAUUGAGGGAAAGAUGAACGGAGCAAAGUACAGAGAGAUCCUUGAUGACAACCUGCUCCAGUGUCCUCAGGACCUCAAACUGGGGAGAAGGUUCACCCUCCAACAGGACAACGAUCCUAAGCACACAGUCAAGACAAUGCAGGGGUGGCUUCGGGACAAGUCUCUGAAUGUCCUUGAGUGGCCCUGCCAGAGCCUGGACUUGAACCCGAUCGAACAUCUCUGGAGAGACCUGAAAAUAGCUGUGCUUUAACGCUCCCCAUCCAACCUGACAGAGCUUGAGAGGAUCUGUAGAGAAGAAUGGGAGAAACUCCCCAAAUACAGGUGUGCCAAGCUUGUAGCGUCAUACCCAAGAAGAAUUGAUGCUGUAAUCGCUGCCAAAGGUGCUUCAACCAAGUACUGAGUAAAGGGUCUGAAUACUUAUGUAAAUUUAAUUAUUUAAUGUUUUAUUUGUAAUAAAUUAGCAAAAUUUUCUAAAAACCUGUUUUUGCUUUGUCAUUAUGGGGUAUUUUGUGUAGAUUUAUGAGGAAAAUAAACAAUUUAAUCCAUUUUAGAAUAAGGCUGUAAAGUAACAAAAUGUAGAAAAAGUCAAGGGGUCUGAAUACCUUCUGAAGGCACUGUAAAUCUGCUUAAUUUACUUAUAAUGGAAGCUAGGCCUAGUUAAAUGAGGACUGAUAUCAAAUAUUAAUAAAGUAUGAUACAUUUGUGUGUCAAAAUUUGAAUAUUCAAAUGCAUGUAAAUUAAUGCAUUUACAGUUUAUUUGCAGGCAGACAGUAAAUAAUGGAUUUGAAAUGAUUUUUGUAUUUGCACAGACAAUAUUUCUCUGUUGUCCAUUAUCACUAGCUUUGGCUUAAUAGCAUUCAUUUAAUGGGCAACUCAAUCGCCUGGUAGAGCAUAUUUUUCAAGAAUUCUUAAAAUUGUAAAACAGCAACAUAUUAGUAAAUUAAUCAGUCUUAAAUGGUGUUUGAGAGGUCAACAACAUUUUACAACCUUUUAUACAUAACCUCUUAAGGAUCGGAUCCUUUUUUCCCAUUUUCCCCUAAAAUGACAUACCCAAAUCUAACUGCCUGUAGCUUAGGACCUGAAGCAAGGAUAUGCAUAUUCUUGAUACCAUUUGAAAGGAAACACUUUGACGUUUGUGGAAAUGUGAAAUUAAUGUAGGAGAACAUAACACAUUAGAUCUGGUAAAAGAUAAUACAAACAAAAAAACAUGCGUUUUCUAAUGUUUUUUUUGUUCCAUCAUCUUUGAAAUGCAAGAGAAAGGCCACAAUAUAAUAUUGCAGUUUAAGUGCAAUUUAGAUUUUGCCCACUAGAUGGCAGCAGUGUGUGUGCAAAGUUUCAGAUUGAUCCAGUGAAGCAUUGCAAUACUGGACUAUUUUGUGUCAAGUCUGCCCAAAUGUGCCGAAUUGGUCAAUGGAUACUUUUUAAAGUACAUAACUAUAGAGAACAUAAAAAAAUGAUAUGGUAAUACAAAAUGUAAGUUUACACACUCCCAGGAAUGUCAUACAUGAUGGAUCAUUAGCUUAUACACUAACUUUCACACAUCUAGAUGGCCGGGCGGGGUGGGUGUUGAGCCAGAGACAGCAGGGGUUCAAACUGUAGAACCCAGUUCCUACAUUUGAAUAUAAAAAUGGAUUUUAUCAAACAAAACUAUGCUACAUUUUAUCUCUGGGACCCUUAGGAUGACAAAUCAGAGCAAGAUUACUGAAUGUAAGUACAUUAUUUACCUUCAGAGGUGAACGUAUCAAACCAGUUGCCGUGAUAAGUUUUUUGUUGUUGUGCACUCUCCUCAAAUAAUAGCAUGGUAUUUUUUCACUUUAAUAGUUACUGUAAAUUGGACAGUGCACUUUAACAAGAAUUUAAGCUUUCUGCCCAUAUAAGACAUGUCAAUGUCCUGGAAAGUUUGCUGUUACUUACAAAAGUCAUGCUAAUCACAUUAGCGCACAUUAGCUCAAGGAUUUUAACACUGCUGUGCUGAGAUGCCUGGAGGGCCACAGGGAAUGAGCUACUGUUGAAUACAGGACAAGAGUAGAAAAUGCUCAGUGGCUUUACACAAGCAAAUAGAAUGGUUGGCUGAGUGAUACUUGAUAGAAAUGCAAAGAGAAUACAAACAUACUACUAUAAGACUUUCAAGGUCUAACCUGAUAAAAUACAGUUAGGUCACACAGACCUUCGCUUUGUCAGUCCCUUUCACUCUGCACUUUCAUUUUUGAUUCUCCUAGGUAACUGUUUACAGUGGGGGAAAAAAGUAUUUAGUCAGCCACCAAUUGUGCAAGUUCUCCCACUUAAAAAGAUGAGAGAGGCCUGUAAUUUUCAUCAUAGGUACACGUCAACUAUGACAGACAAAUUGAGAAAAUAAAAUCCAGAAAAUCGCAUUGUAGGAUUUUUAAUGAAUUUAUUUGCAAAUUAUGGUGGAAAAUAAGUAUUUGGUCACCUACAAACAAGCAAGAUUUCUGGCUCUCACAGACCUGUAACUUCUUCUUUAAGAGGCUCCUCUGUCCUCCACUCGUUACCUGUAUUAAUGGCACCUGUUUGAACUUGUUAUCAGUAUAAAAGACACCUGUCCACAACCUCAAACAGUCACACUCCAAACUCCACUAUGGCCAAGACCAAAGAGCUGUCAAAGGACACCAGAAACAAAAUUGUAGACCUGCACCAGGCUGGGAAGACUGAAUCUGCAAUAGGUAAGCAGCUUGGUUUGAAGAAAUCAACUGUGGGAGCAAUUAUUAGGAAAUGGAAGACAUACAAGACCACUGAUAAUCUCCCUCGAUCUGGGGCUCCACGCAAGAUCUCACCCUGUGGGGUCAAAAUGAUCACAAGAACGGUGAGCAAAAAUCCCAGAACCACACGGGGGGACCUAAUGAAUGACCUGCAGAGAGCUGGGACCAAAGUAACAAAGCCUACCAUCAGUAACACACUACGCCGCCAGGGACUCAAAUCCUGCAGUGCCAGACGUGUCCCCCUGCUUAAGCCAGUACAUGUCCAGGCCCGUCUGAAGUUUGCUAGAGUGCAUUUGGAUGAUCCAGAAGAGGAUUGGGAGAAUGUCAUAUGGUCAGAUGAAACAAAAAUAGAACUUUUUGGUAAAAACUCAACUCGUCGUGUUUGGAGGACAAAGAAUGCUGAGUUGCAUCCAAAGAACACCGUACCUACUGUGAAGCAUGGGGGUGGAAACAUCAUGCUUUGGGGCAGUUUUUCUGCAAAGGGACCAGGACGACUGAUCCGUGUAAAGGAAAGAAUGAAUGGGGCCAUGUAUCGUGAGAUUUUGAGUGAAAACCUCCUUCCAUCAGCAAGGGCAUUGAAGAUGAAACGUGGCUGGGUCUUUCAGCAUGACAAUGAUCUCAAACACACCGCCCGGGCAACGAAGGAGUGGCUUCGUAAGAAGCAUUUAAAGGUCCUGGAGUGGCCUAGCCAGUCUCCAGAUCUCAACCCCAUAGAAAAUCUUUGGAGGGAGUUGAAAGUCUGUGUUGCCCAGCGACAGCCCCAAAACAUCACUGCUCUAGAAGAGAUCUGCAUGGAGGAAUGGGCCAAAAUACCAGCAACAGUGUGUGAAAACCUUGUGAAGACUUACAGAAAACGUUUGACCUGUGUCAUUGCCAACAAAGGGUAUAUAACAAAGUAUUGAGAAACUUUUGUAAUUGACCAAAUACUUAUUUUCCACCAUAAUUUGCAAAUAAAUUCAUAAAAAAUCCUACAAUGUGAUUUUCUGGAGAAAAAAAAUCAUAGUUGACGUGUACCUAUGAUGAAAAUUACAGGCCUCUCUCAUCUUUUUAAGUGGGAGAACUUGCACAAUUGGUGGCUGACUAAAUACUUUUUUCCCCCACUGUACAUUACAUCAGGUGUGCCUACAUUUUUGUUCUACGUACUGCUGUUACUUCUUGAACGUCGAGCUGUAUAUCACACAGCCCCAUGUCCUCUCCAACUCUUAAACAACCACAUCACAGUAAAGCUUAGUGAACAGCAUGUCCCAUCUCUCUUUCUCUUCCUCUCUCUCUCUUCUCUCUCCCUCCAUCCAUCCCUCUCUUUCCAUUUCUCUCGCUCUGAUCUUUUCACUACACCAUCUGCUAGUGUUGUGCUGUUUCCUCAACAGCUCUGCUCUUCCUUAAUGGUCCGUUAGUGGCAACUAAACAGGGAAUUAAAUAGAGUAGCGCUGUAAACAAAACGCUCGCUUCACUUGGCACCAGAUUGGAUCACCACAAGACACCUCGUGUCAGCACAACCUUCACCUAGUUACUUUUCGAAUAUAUACUCUUGCAGGAGUUGUCACUGCAUUAUACCGAUAUUGGCAUUACCUUUUAAUUGUACGUCCUGCCUUUGUAGCUGAGGUGGUUUGGAAUGCCUUUAACUCAGUGGCCUAAGACUGUAUUGUGGCAUGCAGGAGACCCGAGUUUGAACCCGGUGGUCACAUCCUAAAAAAAUAUACACACUACCCUUUCUCGUUUCAAGACUCUCUCUAAAACUAGAAUGGCCUCUGACCAGUUUGAGUACCAUUACAGAGUCUCUAUCAGAGAGUACAGGGACGCUGGCACCAUAAAUGGAUCAUUUUCACAAGGCAAGCUGGUAGCAGCAGGCUCCUCAGACAGGCCAGUCCUAAUUCUCUCUACUGUAAUUAGAAAUCUCCAGCUCCCCUCCUAUGUUGCUCAAUUACAAUAAUGCUUUAGUGAUUACAGACACAUUAAUGAAUAUCCGGCCUCAACCAGGCCUAAUUAUGGAUUAAUUCAUCAUUUAGAAUUUUUAGAUGCCUUUAAAUCCUUUCCCCUCGCCGCACAUGCAAUAUAUUUUGGGGGCAGGGAGCAUUUGCAUUGCAUGCUUGUUGUAUUGCUUAUUAUCAAGGGGAUUGUAGUUUUGGUGAACGCUCGGUCAUAGGGAUAAAUCUGUUACAGAUGUAUUGGCUUAGGGUGUAUCUGUGUGUAUGUAAUGAAGCUAACCACCUCUCUCUCGCUCUGUGUGUGUGUGUGUGUGCGUGUGUGUGCGUGUGUGUGUGUGUGUGUGUGUGUGUUGUAGGGGCGCAGACCUGGCUACUUCUCCUUCCUAGACCCUUUCUCCCCUGGGGUGUGGCUCUUCAUGCUGCUAGCCUACCUGGCAGUCAGCUGUGUGCUCUUUCUGGUGGCCAGGUAAGUCCUCCAACUCCUCUCAGCUCCACAUUGACAUCUACUGGUGCUUUGGAGGAACUGACAUGUCAUAUAAAGUACAAUUAUACAUGUGUUGUGUCCCAAUAAUCUCUCCUUUCUCCCGAAUUGUGCACUUGUUCAUGGAUUUGAUAGGAAAUUCCCUAUAGAGUAGUGAACGAGUGCACACUUCAGGAGGAAGGAGAGAUGAUUUAGUAGCAGGCAGCAACCACUUGAUGUAAUAAUGUAUGUAUUUAUUGUGUAAUAAUAAUAAUAUGCCAUUUAGCAGACUCUUUUAUCCAAAGCGACUUACAGUCAUGUGCGCAUACAUUUUUACGUAUGGGUGGUCCCGGGGAUCGAACCCACUAUCCUGGUGGUACAAGCGCCAUGCUCUACCAAUUGAGCUACAGAGGAGUUAUUUUAUUUCUGUGGGGAAAAAAGGGGGUGGGUUGACACCUUUCUCAUUUUGAAAGGUGAUGAUUUUGAAAGUUGAUGGAAGUGGAACCAUCUUGAUUAAAUGUUGAUGUCAUGUGGCUGUGCCUGAAAAAAAAUCAGGUACAUUUAAAAAGCAACAAUACAAGAAAACAACCUCCCACUGACUAGUGACAACGACAACAGCUGUAAUGAGACAUUCUGAGAGGAGGGGUUGCCAAAGGUGUGCUGACAUCACGUUUUAAGUGAUUUGAUUUGUUGGAAGUCAAUUAUUCUUUACUCGUUUGUAUGUUGAAGGAAGCUAAAUACAAUGUGUUACGCUCUGUAUUACGUUUUCCCCUUGGAGAUUUGCCUGAGUAGUCAAAGCAUGCAUUCAAUGAAUUAUAGGUUUCUAGAACUUGCAUCAUCCUACAAACACAGUAAUAUACCGGAAGCUGUAAUGGCAGCUCAACGUUCUGCUCCGUAAAGCAUAUUUAGUGGCUUAUUAGACUGCUUUCACUCACAGCAGACAGCAGCAGGUGUAUGGGAGUGUACAUCAGCUGACCCAGGUGGACUGAAAAACACGUUACACCACCUCAUGGGAUUCAAGGUGACUUUGUGCUUCGCUGACUGUUUAAAUUGUUGUUUUUCCCCUCUAAUUUCUCUCACUGUGUGCGUGCGGGCGUGUGUGUCUGUGUCUGUGUGUCUGUGUGUCUGUGUGCCUCUUUAGACUCACCCCCUACGAGUGGUACAAUCCCCACCCCUGCCUGAAGGGGCGCUGUAACCUCCUCAUCAACCAAUACUCACUGGGCAACAGCUUCUGGUUCCCCGUGGGGGGAUUCAUGCAGCAGGGGUCCACCAUUGCCCCCCGCGCCCUCUCCACACGCUGCGUCAGUGGAGUAUGGUGAGUACAAAUUAGUUUUUUUCUCGCAUGGUCCUUUCCAGCACAGUUCCAGCAACUAUGGUGGAUGUGUAACCCCAUCCAGUACAGCUUGGCUUGGCACAGCUUGGUUUGGCACAGUAGUGUGAAAAGGGUAAUAGUGUACUUGCUAAAUCACACUGCCUGACUUAGACACUUGUACACAUACGGCACAUGUAUCUGUCUAGAAGCUUUCCACACUAUCUUGCAGACCUGAACCGUAAUGUCGCUCAGAUAUAUCAUUUCCAGCAUGGUUCUAUGGUGGAUGUAUAACCAGGCAGGCUAGAGCAGGUUCAGUUUAGUAGUGUGAAAAGGGUUUAUCAGCGGUUGCUAAUUAGAGGUUAACCUUUUGCCUGUGGCCUUGACCUCUCUACUGCAGCUUCAGGAACAUCAAAGUAACAUUUUCCCAUGUUUCCCUUAAGACGACACUAUGAUCAUAUCACUAUGAUCAUAUCUGCUCCAAUUAGCCUACCAUCUGGGCCCUGAAUAUUUCCAAUUCAGGUCACGUGGUCAUGGAAAAUUGCAGAGUCUGAUACUAUACCUGAUACUGUACCGCUGAGGUAGUCUGUAUGUCUGAGUCUAUACCUGGUAGACACUGAGGUAGUCUGUAUGUCUGAGUCUAUACCUGGUAGACACUGAGGUAGUCUGUAUGUCUGAGUCUAUACCUGGUAGACACUGAGGUAGUCUGUAUGUCUGAGUCUAUACCUGGUAGACACUGAGGUAGUCUGUAUGUCUGAGUCUAUACCUGGUAGACACUGAGGUAGUCUGUAUGUCUGAGUCUAUACCUGGUAGACACUGAGGUAGUCUGUAUGUCUGAGUCUAUACCUGGUAGACACUGAGGUAGUCUGUAUGUCUGAGUCUAUACCUGGUAGACACUGAGGUAGUCUGUAUGUCUGAGUCUAUACCUGGUAGACACUGAGGUAGUCUGUAUGUCUGAGUCUAUACCUGGUAGACACUGAGGUAGUCUGUGUGAGUCUAUACCUGGUAGACACUGAGGUAGUCUGUGUGAGUCUAGAGCUGAUACAUAGUACAUAGUUAAGCUCCUGAGUGGCGCAGUGGUCUAAGGCACUGCAUCGCAGUGCUAACUGUGCCACUAGAGAUCCUGGUUCGAAUCCAGGCUCUGUCGAGGCCGGCCGCGACCGGGAGACUCAUGGGUGGCGCACAAUUGGCCCAGCGUCGUCCAGGGUAGGGGAGGGAAUGGCCGGCAGGGAUGUAGCUCAGUUGAUAGAGCAUGGCGUUUGCAACGCCAGGGUUGUGGGUUCAAUUCCCACGGGGGGCCAGUAUAAAAAAAUAAAAUGUAUUCACUAACUGUAAGUCGCUCUGGAUAAGAGCGUCUGCUAAAUGACUAAAAUGUAAAUGUAAAUGUAAUAGUUUAGUUUAUUAAUUCGACCAUUUAAAAAAACAAGCACACAUUAAACUUGAAAAAGCCAUACAUGCACAUGAGUAAAAACAUCGAGGAUAACACACAAUAAAGUCUGGGACUUAUUUCCAUUGUGGUCCUCUUGAAACGAGAUGACUAGGCAAGAUCGAACACGGUUGAACACGGUAUGACAGCGAGAUACUAAAACAUAAAAACAAAGAAGAAGAACAUCUAUCUCAUCAUUGCAGGUAAAUCGAAGGGUACAUUCAUAUGGGCACAGCAGACAUCAAACAGUUUUUAACUUUAUUUUUAAAGCUGCCAUUUUUAUGGGCAAAGGCAACUCAUUCCACUCUGAGGCUCCAGUAUACAAGAAAGUACCUUUCCCAGCAUUACUCCUGAACCUGUAUAUGCACACAUUAGCAACACCUGAUCUGGUGCUGUGAUUGUGUGCGUCCCUAACAUGGGGAAAGUAAUCAGUUAGAUAUCUGGGCGCAGAACCAUAAAUACUCCUGUAAACCAAACCCAGUCUAAUCUGGGACACCCUGGCCUCAACAGGCAGCCAGUUGAGUUCCUGAAAGCAGCUCCUGCCUAUGUGAGUACGUGUACUCACCUUCAAUAAUACCCUGAUAAGCCCCCAAACCAGGAAGUACUAGCGUGGUCAAAAUGGCAUUGAAUGAGGGCAGUGGCUAGCACUCUCAUGGAGUCCUUAUCAAGCAGCUUGGACUUUCUUGCCAAAAACUUAGUCCUGGCAUUAACCUUCCCUAGCACUUUAGUGGCCAUGCUCACACCUCCCAAGCUUCCAUCAAGGAUGCAUCCCAGGUAGCUAACAUAGGUUUCAGUAGGCAGCACCUCACCCCCUAACUCCACUCUGAUUUCAGAGGACCUACACAAUUUAGGUCUGGACAAAAAAAUAAUUGCCUCAGUUUUACCUAAGUGCAGAGAUAGCUUAUUAUCUCCAAGCCAUUUGCUAAUGUUAGUAAGCUUUGUGCUAAGUAUGCUCUCCAACAUAGUUUUACUUUUGUGAGACACCAGAAGUGUAGAGUCAUCCGCAUAAAGGAACGAUUGCAAGAGCAAGCAUCUUUCAUAUCGUUUAUAUACAGUAAAAACCAUAGAGGCCCGUGCACGCUCCCCUGCGGAACGCCACAACUCAUUGGUUUUGCCUGAGACAGUGACCCAUUAACCUCUACUGUACCUUAACUGUACCUCUGAGGUAGUCUGUGUGAGUCUAUACAUGAUACUGUACCUCUGAGGUAGUCUGUGUGAGUCUAUACAUGAUACUGUACCUCUGAGGUAGUCUGUGUGAGUCUAUACAUGAUACUGUACCUCUGAGGUAGUCUGUGUGAGUCUAUAGCUGAUACUGUACCUCUGAGGUAGUCUGUGUGAGUCUAUAGCUGAUACUGUACCUCUGAGGUAGUCUGUGUGAGUCUAUACAUAAUACUGUACCUCUGAGGUAGUCCCUGUCGGUAUGUCUGACUGCUGCUCCCGCUAUUCCUCCAGGUGGGCGUUCACCCUGAUCAUCAUCUCGUCCUACACGGCCAACCUGGCUGCCUUCCUCACCGUCCAGAGGAUGGAGGUGCCCAUCGAGUCAGUGGACGACCUGGCUGACCAGACGGCCAUCGAGUACGGCACCAUGCACGGGGGAUCCACCAUGACCUUCUUCCAGGUGAAGGGCACACACACAUACAUUCCACCCACACGGCUCCUUCCACUAUAAUAGAUGACCUGUCACUGAUCUUAUCUUAGACCCUGUCACCUCACUGUCUGUCCCCCUCUCCACCUCCACCUCCAUGACUUAUCUGUUUCCUGUCUGAUUGUCAAUAUCCUCUUCCCCCUGAAGGAAAGCUCAGUGCUGCACCUGGAGAGAUAGGCAGUGUGGGUCAGCUGCUGACUUUCCCUGUCCAUCUAUGUAGCAGGCCUCAAAGGAGGCUUUCACCUGUCAAAGAGAAAGAGAGAGGGGGGGGGGGGGGUAUAGAAAGACAGAGAGAGGGACCAAGAGAGAAAGACAGAGACAAAGACAGAAAGAGAGACAGUCAGAGAGAGAGGGAGCUCCUCUCUCUCCUUUAGAUUCCUAUGGGGCCUCUUUUGUGCUCCAGAGCCCAAAGCAUGCCCUCAGAUCAGACCAGAUCUGACCGUGCUUCUCCCUCUUCUUGUCACGUCCCCCUAUAUCACAGAACUCGCGCUACCAGACAUACCAACGCAUGUGGAACUUCAUGCACUCCAAGCAGCCCAGUGUGUUUGUGAAGAGCACGGAGGAGGGCAUCGCCCGCGUGGUCAACUCCAACUAUGCCUACCUACUAGAGAGCACCAUGAAUGAGUACUACCGCCAGCGCAACUGUAACCUCACCCAGAUAGGAGGUCUGCUGGAUACCAAGGGCUACGGCAUCGGCAUGCCAGUGGGUAAGUGUAGAGGGUGGAGGGAAGAUGGGUAGGAGAGAAGGGGAUGGAGGAGAAGGAGGGGUGGGUAGGUAGGAGAAGGAGAGAGUACCAAUUGUAACCUCACCCAGAUAGGCCUGUUGGAUACAUCGGCAUUGCAGUGGGUAAGAGAAAAGACAGAAUUUACACGACUCCAACUGGAGCGGGCAUUUUAUUGGCAAAUGUAUGGGUUUUCUCUGCUCACUCUCCUUAGUGCAGUGUUUAUGAAAAGGAAAUGCUGUCACUGCAUCACUUCCAAAGUCCAUGAACAGUGGAGCAAACUGGAAUGAGUGAAAUUAUUUUCAGCGACUUUUGGUAUGGAAUGGAGUUUGCUUGAAAAAUCUAUAUUUUAUUGUUCAAAGUCAAACCAACAAAUACAUAGGUCAUAGGAAGGUUACGUUUACGCACACACAUAUAGACUAGCACUUCUUGUAAACUGUACUCAUCAUAAUACAUAAAAACACAUGCUACAGGAAACUUUACAGGAAUAUAACUAGAUGCUCACUCAUUGACAAGAUGGUCUUUGCAGGGCUGUGACCCUCUGUACAUCUCCUCCCUCCUCAGGGUCACUGUACCGGGAUGAGUUUGACCUUGCCAUCCUCAAGCUGCAAGAAGACAACCGUCUAGAGAUCUUGAAGAGGAAAUGGUGGGAUGGUGGCAAGUGUCCAAAGGAGGAGGAUCACCGUGCCAAAGGUGCCAUUACUCCUCCAUCUGUCAUUCUCUCUCUCUCUCUAUCCAUCCUUCCCCCUUGUCCUCCCCUCUCAUCUUACUCACCCUAUUUAGACAGGUGUAGUAUCAGGGUCACUGUGAUGCCGACUGUGGUGUGUGUGUGUGUGUGUAUGUUUGUGGUGGUGGGGCGUGGGCAUGUGUGUGUAUACAGUAUAUGUGCAUUGUAUUUGUACGUGCGUUUGUGACUCUCUCUUUCUCUAUUUCUCUCUCUCUGUCUCUCUCCCUCUCUCCCUCCCUCUCAGGGCUAGGCAUGGAAAACAUAGGCGGUAUCUUCGUGGUGCUGGUGUGUGGUCUCCUGGUGGCCAUCUUCAUGGCGGUGCUGGAGUUUAUGUGGUUUCUGCGGCAGACGCCCGGAACAGAGGUGAGAGAGGGCUAUUUUACCUGCAUCUGCUUUGUCUCCCUCUCCCCUCCCUGAUGCUCUCUUCUCCCAGACCCAGCUCAACUCCAGGAGCAGCAAGCCCCACAAGCCCCACUAUGCUGCCUCAUACAGGGGGAUCACACCGCUGCCUAUCCCUGCCAGCCCCUUGCCGAGUGAGCGCCAUGCCUUUAUUUGCCUCCGAGACCUUACAGCACAAAGCCAAAGAUAAUACCUCACAUACAGUAUCUAACUAUCUAUCUACAGGUCUUUAUGUAGGAGACCUCAGCUGUCUCCACUGGUAGUGAAUGUGGCUUCAAAUGCUGUGCUUUUAUUCUUGAACAACCUAAAAUCCGCCCCCUUUGAAUGAACAUUUGAAUGAGACGUAGUUUUGUGGUUUGAAAUGGAUUUAAUUUCAGUUUCUGCUGUAUUUUUUCUGUCAUGUUUUUCUUUACGAAAUAUGAUUGUGUUUUCAAUUGGAUUUGUUCCCGAUACAACACUGUGAUAAAUAUUUCAAAAUAAACCAGCAUGUGUACAGAAAAGCCUAUGCCACCUGACUUAUUUUUUGGGGGACUAGGAAACAAUCAAGUUAGUGUGUAUGCAUACAAACUGUCUAUCUAUCUAAGUGCGUAUUUGGAUUGACUUGUUUGAUUUUUGUCAGUUAUAAUGGCAUGGCUCAUAGCCCAUGUUCCCUUCUAUUACAUUGCACAAAGGGAGAUGCCUUGGCCAACACAGUUGGAAAGUUGGACUGUCUGACUACAGCUCACUGUGAUGUGUGAUUAUCAUGUCUUUCUCUGUUCUCCUCACCCUGACUUAGUCUAGUCCACACUGACACUGUGUGAUUUCAUUGGGAGAGGAGGAAAGGGACACCAGCACACACAGAUACAGUAACACCCAUUGAAUGCAGUUUGAGCAAUAUGGGCAAUGCAGGGCAGGGAUUAGUCUUAUGUUAUGGAGAUGAGAAUGGCUCAUUUUACAAUGGAACCAAUAUUUCACAAUCAUUUCAUAUAAUAUAUAAGAAUGUUAAACAAUUUAGAGGAAAUAUGUCAAUACUUAACCAUCAAGUACCGUAUAGAAUGUUGUACAGUUGUCUGUUUUUCUUUGAAGACCCUAGGUUGUUGUUGUAUUUUCUCAACAAUCUACGUCUUAAGUUCCUUUUGUUAGAUAUUGUCACAUUUAAAUGUCCAGUACAUCCUAUUCUAUCCUAUUUGUGAAGCUGUUGUCUGUCAGUCCGUCUGUCCAUCAGUCUCUGAUCUUGCAGUGUGUCAGUGAGAUCUCCCGGUCUCUCUCUCUUCCCUCUCUCUCCCUGUGUGUGUUGCAGCUGUCGGUGUGUGAGGAGAUGCUACGGGAGCUCCAGGGGAUCGUCCUGUGCCGGGACAGCCUACAGCUGAGGCGUCGGCGGGGGACGACCAUGCUCCGUCCUCGCCCCCUGCCCCUGGAGGAGCGACGGGCACGGGCCGCCGCCGUCAGCCUGAGCAAUGGCAAGCUGUGUGGCGCUGCUGCCAGCCUGCCCCUCUCCGAGCCCCUCUCCCACAGACUGGCGCAGGAGGCGGCUUUAGUGGCACAGGGCUGCAGCCACAUCCGCAUCUGCCCCGAGUGCCGGCGCUUCCAGGGGCUGCGCGGCAUGCGUCCCGGGGGAGGCCCCAGUCACGGCGCCUCUCCCACCCACAGCGAGGAGAGCAUAGAGUGGGAGAAAACUACCAACAGCAGCGAACCCGAAUAA
Messenger RNA from Coregonus sp. 'balchen', 34057 nucleotides. The record is from the annotation of a GenBank genome assembly. Lineage: Eukaryota; Metazoa; Chordata; Actinopteri; Salmoniformes; Salmonidae.